Molecule: messenger RNA, 919 nt
Organism: Gossypium arboreum
Lineage: Eukaryota; Viridiplantae; Streptophyta; Magnoliopsida; Malvales; Malvaceae
Product: probable WRKY transcription factor 43
Exons: 2
Coding region: 129-722 (197 amino acids)
Biological process (GO): regulation of DNA-templated transcription
Molecular function (GO): DNA-binding transcription factor activity; sequence-specific DNA binding
Source: RefSeq, a predicted model, not a curated record
CCCUUCCCCGUUCUUCUAUCUCUAUCUCUUGUGUUUGUGGGGGCAGUCCAACCUCUUCCACCUUCCCACCACUUUCUCAAUCAUUCUCAGUGGAGCCCUCAGAAUUGUAGCCAUUCCCAUCAGAUCAUAUGGAUGGCCAAGAACUUAUUAGUACCCCACCGCCUGCAGCGCAACCACUCACCGCUCCUUUCCUCUUUGCACCUUCCACAACUCCAUCUUCCUCACUGCACCCUCUUCCUCCUUUAGAGUCUCAAAUCAUCCCUGAUAUUGAUUGGGUUAGCCUCCUCUAUGGUCAAGCCUUGCUGCUGCAGGGUCAUGAUGAGAGCAAGCCAAUGACUGAAGCAGCUUCUUCUUUGAUGGCCGAAAAUGGAGGUUGCCAUCAGAUUGAGAAUGGCAACCAAGACAAGAGGAAAGGUAACCGGUUCAAGAAGACAACCCGACCGAGGUUUGCGUUCCAAACCAGGAGUGCUGAUGAUAUUCUGGACGACGGCUAUAGGUGGAGAAAGUACGGCCAAAAAGCUGUGAAAAAUAGUAAUUAUCCAAGGAGUUAUUACCGGUGCACACAUCACACAUGCAAUGUGAAGAAACAGGUUCAAAGGCUGUCGAAAGACAACAGCAUCGUGGUGACGACAUACGAAGGGAUCCACAAUCAUCCUUGUGAAAAGCUAAUGGAAACCCUAACUCCACUUCUCAAGCAAAUGCAAUUCCUAGCUAGGUUUUAAUAUCCAUUUUCUUUCAUUUCUCCUAAUCACUUAAUAUCACCAACCCCAACAACAAAUAAUUUCAUACUUACCUAAUUUCCCUUUCUUUAUUUUUCCAUGUAAAAAUAUUGAGUAUGUUUAUAUCUUAAAUGUUCUUUAUCUUCCAUUCAUGUUUAAAGCCACAACAUUGUUAUUAAGUCAUUGAAAAUUACUCGAAA